Daucus carota subsp. sativus is the source of this 1160-nucleotide messenger RNA. RefSeq names its product probable pectate lyase 9. NCBI's taxonomy places the organism in Eukaryota, Viridiplantae, Streptophyta, Magnoliopsida, Apiales, Apiaceae. The record is from RefSeq and is a predicted model, not a curated record. The transcript has 4 exons. Gene Ontology annotation, molecular function: pectate lyase activity. The coding region runs from base 138 to 1100 and encodes 320 amino acids.
UAACUUUGAGCUCUCCGGUUCUUGCCAGUAGUUCUGGCAAAGUCCUGAAUGUGAUCGAUGAGUGCUGGAGAUUGAACCCAAAAUGGCAUAGAAACAGACAAGAACUGGCUAAAUGUUCGAUUGGUUAUGCUGGGAAAAUGACAAGGAAUGUUGGUCCUGAUGUUACUGAAUAUGUUGUGACCGACCCUAGUGACGAUGCAAUGAACCCUAAACCAGGCACGCUGAGAUAUGCAAUGACCAAUGUUGGGGGAAAGAAAUGGGUCACCUUUGAGAGAGACAUGAAAAUUAAACUUCAGAGGCCACUUCUUGUCAGCAGCUUUACGACUAUAGAUGGACGAGGUGCCAGCAUUCACAUUGCAGGCGGUGCCUGCUUGCUGCUGCAAAGGGUGACAGACGUGAUCAUCCAUGGCUUAAGAAUCCACGACUGUCUAGCGCAAGGCCCAGGACCAGUAAGAGGUCCAGAUGCAAAGAUUGUGAAUAUAGGCCAUGCAGAUGGAGAUGCAAUCAGAAUGUUAUCAUCAAGCAAGAUUUGGAUAGACCAUAACACACUCUAUGACUGCCCAGAUGGUCUCAUUGAUGUUACCCGAGGCUCUACAGAUGUUACUAUUUCUAACAACUGGUUUAGAUACCAGAACAAGGUUAUGCUCUUGGGACAUGAUGAUGGCUUUUUGCGAGACAGAAAUAUGAAGGUCACCGUUGUCUUCAACUAUUUCGGUCCUAAUUGUCAUCAGAGGAUGCCAAGGGUUCGCUUUGGAUAUGCGCAUGUUGUCAACAAUCUUUACCAAGGAUGGGGGCUAUACGCAAUAGGGGGGAGCAUGAACCCUAGCGUUAAAAGUCAAGCAAACCUUUUCAUAGCACCCAAAACAGGGAACAAGGAGGUUGUCUGGAAUAAGAAUAGUGGCGAUACAUCCUCCAAUUUGUGGUCGGUGAAUGACAUAUUUGAAAACGGAGCUAGUUUCAACCAGCAAAGACCUAACAAUGCUGUCGCAAAGCCAAAUUACAACCAAGAACAACAAUUUGAGGUGGCAGAUGCAAUUUCAGUGAGGCCAUUAACAAAAACCUCAGGUGCAUUAAGAUGCUCCAAAAGAUCUACAUGCUAAAUAAAUGUGAAAGUUCUUAACAUGAAAAACCAUCUCAGUGGUUAUAAUGAUGUAAUCUAU